AUGUCGACCUUUGGAGGACGGAUCCCGCAACUUCCAGGCUUGAUGAUAGACCGUUUCGAAGAUGACCCUGAUAUAAGAGCGUACUUCCUCUCCCAUGACCAUUCAGACCAUCAGUAUGGAAUAGAUGAUCCAGAUUUGCAGUCUUACAUCAUUAAAGACUCAUUGAAAAUUUAUGCAUCGCCCUUGACAGUUCGCAUGCUUCGCAAUCGCAGAAAAUUCGAGGAGCUGCACGAUGCAUUCCAUCCUCUACCGUUGGACGUUCCGCAUAAGAUUGUGAUAGGCUCCAGUGAGUCGGCCUAUCCGGUGACUGUGACACUGACUUCCGCCGAGCACAUCGUAGGCUCGGUGAUGUUCGUUUUCGAGAGAGAGACACCGAAGUUCCGUUGUCUCUACACCGGAGACUUCCGCUUAUCGAAGCAAGAUCUCAAGUUGAAGAGAUGUUUCAAACUACAUCGGGGCCUAAAACCAUUCGACGCUAUCUAUUUUGACUCUACUUGGUGCACACCGAAAAAUUUGUGGAACAUUCCGACCCGAGAAGAAGUUUUACGCUACGUCGAACCGUUGGUCAACACACAUCUUCAGGAGGAUGAAUCGAAUUAUAUUUGUGUUUACACGAUGUAUGACGUCGGAUACGAGAACUUAUUGCUAGAUUUGGCCAGAAUUGCGGACUCCGCUGUCCAUGUGACCGAAGAACGGGCUUCGCUCUACAAAGGAUUCCCUGGCAUGACGGAUAUCCUCACUACAGAACCACGAAAUUGUCGCAUACAUUUUUGCCAGAAAGGUUAUCCCAGCUGGAAGAAGAGCUGCUCACAAGUCCGGCGUGAUUAUAACUCGGGUCGUGUUAUGAGACUCGUUUUUUCGUAUAAAAAGUUCAUCGAAGAGCACAAAGAGAACCCGGAACAGAAUCCCUAUGUGCAGAACAAGAAAGACAAAUAUCUGUAUCACGUUUGCUGGUCCACGCAUCCAAGUCUUGCGGAGGUCUCAGAUCUGGUCAACUAUCUGAGUCCUGACUCGCUACAUGCGAAUGUGAUAAAGGGCUGUUCCGAGAAAGAUAUCCUGACAACCUUGCAACGAGGUUCUAUAAAUUCGAAGAAAUGGCAUGUGAGAGACGCUUCGGAGGGCUUAGCAUGUGGUGAAAAGCAUAAGCCUAAAGAUGGGUCUAAUGGCAACUCCAGUCAGUCGACCGAUGACUCUGCCAGUGAGAGUUUGAUAGAUAAGCUGAGGAGGAAGGGUUGUAUCGAAAAAAGAAGCGCAUCCCCAUCUCCGUCUUUGGAUAAAUUAGAAGCUACGAAAUUGAGGAGACUUGAGUGA
Messenger RNA from Galendromus occidentalis (western predatory mite), 1311 nucleotides. It is a transcript of the gene Snm1, whose product is annotated as DNA cross-link repair protein snm1. The record is from RefSeq and is a predicted model, not a curated record. The coding region runs from base 1 to 1311 and encodes 436 amino acids. Gene Ontology annotation, biological process: telomere maintenance; double-strand break repair via nonhomologous end joining; interstrand cross-link repair. The transcript is spliced from 2 exons. Lineage: Eukaryota; Metazoa; Arthropoda; Arachnida; Mesostigmata; Phytoseiidae. Gene Ontology annotation, molecular function: 5'-3' DNA exonuclease activity; damaged DNA binding.